This is a messenger RNA of Anastrepha ludens (Mexican fruit fly), 4477 nucleotides long. RefSeq lists its product as uncharacterized. The transcript is spliced from 4 exons. Bases 210 to 3614 code for a protein of 1134 amino acids. The record is from RefSeq and is a predicted model, not a curated record. Lineage: Eukaryota; Metazoa; Arthropoda; Insecta; Diptera; Tephritidae.
UUGAUCAAAGAUUGCAGAAGUCGAUAUCUUUUCGAUCAAAUGCAAUCUUUGCGAAUUUUUUUACUUUAGUAGAAAAUCGGCCGGCAGUGAGAGCGUACACUGAUAUGUAACUACUUGAAAUUAUAGCAUACAAUUAAUACGAAAUUGUUAAUCGGUAAAAAACGUUUCAUACUUCGCUUACAUUCACACAAAAAAAAGGAAAAAAAAAAAUGGGUCGGUCCAGCUCUAAGUUGUUGGAAACCCCCAAUAAUCCCUUGCAAGAGCUUCAAUUGGAGGAGCACAAGCGAGAACAACGUAAGCGCAAGCAGGAGAAACAACAAAAACAAAUCGCUAAAUUACAAAAGAAGCAAGCGAAAAAGAAGUGUAAAGGAAAAUCAAAUAAAGGAUCAAAGGACGCCGAAAAGCGGGCUUCAAUUAAGGCGAAACGUACUAGUGGCGCGGCGCAGCGUACGAAUAGCCUGAAUUCGCAAAGCACCAGCUACGAAAUAAAUAAAGAAGAAUUUAAUCGACAAAUUGAGCAGCAAAUCCAAAAUCAUCUAGACAGUGAUCUCUGUACAUUCGUGAUGAACCAAGUGUCGCUAACGCUGCAGUUUUUUGGAAAUUAUGAAAUUGAAAUGACAAACAUUUCGGAGGAGUUGUUAGCCAAAGAGAAUGAAUUGAAUCAAAAUCUAGAGGAACACUCUAUACUUUUAUCUACGCCUCUAGAUGCUGCCGUCGCAAAGUGGAUACAACACAAGCCAAUUCACGGCCCCGAGAAACACAAUCCUCAACCCCUUCAGCCCUUGGCGAUGUAUGUGAUUUUCGAAAAUAUCGACAUAGCGCGUCCGAACGAUGCGAAUUACGAUUCAAUAUCACCGCUUUGCAAAGUUGAUUUAGAUACAGAUUUCUAUAAUACCACACCGUGCAAUGAGGAUCUUGUGGAAAUGUUACGCGAAACGAAGUGGAAAGGUUACGUACGUCUGAAAUUACGUGAAGAUCCACAGACACAACGUAUGGCUGGCGCCGAUGCUGAGGUCUAUACGGACGUGAGUUCAGGGUACAGCUCGACGAGUACUUAUAGCCUAAAAUCACCGAGUACGACGAGCAGCUACCGCGCAGAACCUGAAUACGAUUAUGCAUUUAUAGCACACUUGAAUACGCAUCAUCCCCUGUCCGAGUUGAAAAUACAAAGUCUACGUGGCCACUAUCAGUUGGAUGCCAAAGUAUUGCCCGAUACGUGCGUGUCGACUUUGGCGCAGUUCGUUCAACCCUGCCACGAAGAGGACACCGAUGAUGAGGAAGAUGACAGCGAUACAGAUCGAGAAAGCGAUUCGAAUGAUUCCAUUGAUGAGGGCUACAAUGGUGUGCAGCAGCGGGCAAAUACGAAAAAACGCUACCGGGAUUACGAGACUGUACAGGCCAUACGUUUGUACAAAUUGGAGCAGGAGCGCCGAAAGUUACUGCUACAGCAAGCAUUUCUCAAUUCCAAAGAGUUCAUGCGUUAUUUUGGUGAGUUAGUGCGCCAACAGCUUGCCGAUCGCUUGCAUAUCUCGCCCGAGGAGUUGGAGGAGGGCACAUAUCGCGGCUCAUCUAUCUACACUAAAUACUAUGAACUAAUACCUGCCAUUUAUGUGGCGCAUAACGCGCAACACUGGCCCGACUGUGCAUUUCAAUUUCGAAUACGUGAGCGCCCCAUCUCUACGAAUCCACUCACUGGCCAGAAAUUCCAAUGGCCUACACGUUCGAUGAUCAGACGUAUAGAAACUUUUGGAUUUCAUGUAAUACCAGUCGGUUAUGCGCCCAAACGGCAGCGUAAUCCUUUUCGUGAGCUCGAAUGGCGUAUUGUUUUUCCAAAAGCCGAGCGCUAUUUGGAGCAACAUCUAACCAAUACACAAGUCAAGGUCUUCAUGAUGACCAAAGCGUUGGUAAAAACAUUUGUCGAACCACAAGAGAAACAUAAGGCGCUCAUGUUCACCAUAGAUCAUUUGCGCAUGCAUCUCUUUUGGGAAUGUGAACGCAAUUUUACUGGUUGGCCAGAGGAAUGCCUUGGGGAGGUGCUAAUGCGUUUCAUUGGCACUUUUAUGCAGCGACUGCGUGAGAAAUGUCUGAAAGAUUUCUUCAUUGAAGAGCGCAAUCUUUUCGAGAGUAUACCAGAAUAUUCACUAGUUACGUUAUUUUCGAUAUUCUCAGACAUUACUGCCAAUCCGUUGAUGCACCUUAUGGUAGCCUUAAGAAAUAUAGAGUUUGCUGAAAAUUUCUUUCCGAAGUUAAAUUAUAAAAAGGUUUUCGGAAAUCUAUCCGAAAAUAAUAUGUUGAAGUUAAAAAUGCAGGCUAAAAACUCGCGUAGCCUAUUGGGACUAGAGACAGUUGACGAUGAACCGCUGCUGAUGAAAGAUGAGGGUGCCCGAGGUUUGGUCGGCAUGAAACAACAUGUAAAGACGAAUGGUAAAUUGAGGCGGAAAACACAUCUGAUGAGACACAACAUUGAAAUGAAAAAGAAGCAAGAUUAUGAGCGGCGGCGCUUAUCUGAGGAGUCUAUUGACGUUGAGUUCUUUUUCCACCGCAAUCUGAAAGCAUCUCUGCCGAAGCAACUCAAUCAAGGUGUUGAAAAUUUAAGGCGCACUAACAUAUUCGAAAUCAUUAUCGAUCAUCUAAUAGCUAUGACUGAAAAAGCGCUGGACUUCCGUGUAUUAUACUUGGCUAAAACGUUCUUGGCACAAGCUAGAAGACUUUGCAAAUUCUACAACAACUACGGGUGUGACAUGGGUGCAAAAGAAUAUCUCAGCACAAUCGAAAGCAUAGAAGAGGAGAUCGGGGCUUUGCAUAUGAACGAAGAUUUUACACACCUACCGCCGGCAUUGCCCAUUCGUACCAGCGUAGAGGCUGGCAAGAGUAAGAUGACCAAAGAAUUAUUCGAACACUUGGAGUGUGUACGCAGAACAAUCAGAGCGGAUAUUGAAACAAAUAAUUGUGAAAAGGAAAAGCCAAAAACUGUUAAUAAAAUUAGAAGUAAUAAUAAUUUAGUAGAGGCAGGCACAGAUCAGAUAUAUAAUGAUGGUCUGCAGUUUAUGCGCAGUGUAACACCGCCUUUAGGGGCCACCAGAUCUAUUAAAUUCACCGAACAUGUUGUGGAGGUACAGGAAGGUGAUACAAAUCCUAUACAAAAGCCAGAAGGUCAAAAUUUAGUUGGCAUUUUACGCUUCAAUCCCGAAGUAAUAGAAAUAUCUGAUGCUGUAAAUGUUGCCGAGCAAAACCAAAUGAGUGAGUCAUACGAGGAGUAUGAGUCGGUUCAACGUUAUCAUUUCCACGACAACACAAAUACCAGUAAUACGGAAAGUGAUAUAGUAAACGAAAACUGCGAUAGCGCGCAAGCGGAUAUUGCAAAGGAAGCAGAGAGUCAAGGCGCCGACGUUGCUACAACGCCAGGCGAAGAUGCAAAAUUCGAUCGAUUUGGGCCGGGCAUGCUGCGAAACUUGCCACUCGGCAAUUCGCAAGUGAUAAAAAUUCUUACAUCAUCAACAGAGAAACUAUUCGCGACUAUGUCAUCGGAAGAAAGACGCUUGCAGAUAAGGGAAAUUAUCAAGCGGAAAACAUUUCAACUAAAAGGCGCAUUCAAUCAGUGCUCGGAAUCAUGACAUUCGGAGAAAUUUUGAAAUACAUAAGUUUAAUAUAAAACAUGUGUAUGGAUUGGUUGAAGUUAGUUGCUACUAGUAAUUAUUCUAAUAGGUGGGUAAAUGUGCGACCGCCAUAGCCAGGCGGGAUUGUGCGUAACUAUAAUUCACUUGAUGCUGAAUUCGAUGCCGCAUCAAUUGAUAAAAGAGGUUUUUCCAAGAGCGGCCGAAUCUCUGCAAUCAAUUCAUUGCUGCCUUGAGCACCCAUCUGCUGUUCGGAGACGAUGUGAAACUGUAGGCUACUCUAUUUGUAUGUUAAUAUCCCAAGAGGAACGGCUCAAAUGGAAGAAGAAACUUGGUCAAACUACUAAGAAAGUAAUUUACAAAUAUCUUAAUGAUGUAUAAAUAAGCAAAUAUGUUUUCUUUACGUCCCUUUUACAGCUAAACUAUAUUCCUAAGGUAGAAAUAUAAAAUGAAAAAUGAUCAGAUUUCAAAUUAGUUUAGUAAAGGGUGGUUAAGUUUCAAGGGCUGGUGUUGAUUUUGAAUAAAAUACCAUUUUUUCAGGAAAUUAAUAUCAUUUCUCUUUAUUAUGAUAAUAUUGGUAUGGCUAAUUACGUGUAGAAUAAAAUAUCGGCCAAAUGGGCGCCAUGGCCUCGGCGGCACAGCUCCAUCCGAUGGUCCAAACUUUCGAUGACGCUGAGGCAUAAUUGAGGUUCUAUGCCGUUAAUGUGCCGAAUUAUCUCAUCCUUUAGCUCUUGAAUUGUUGCUGGCUUAUCGACGUACAUCUUUUCUUUCAAAUAACCCCAAAGAAAGAAGUUCAGUGGUGUUGUUGACGUUUAGGUGUAGUUCACAUUCAACAUAGGCCCUUGAAAUUUAACCAUCCUUUA